ACUCCCUAUGUAGGGAGCGAGGAGGCAUUCAGGACGCAGCCGCCGCUGGGAUGAAGGAGAGACGGGGGCAUCCUCGGGUCUGAUCUCAUAUUUAAAGCUAAGAACAAGGCGAUUGAGACUGUGUGUGUGUGUGUGUUUGUGUGUUUGUGUGUGUUUUGUUUUGUUUGUUUGGAUUGCUGAGAAAGAAGAGCAGCUGUGCCAAGAUGAUGGAGGAGAUCGACCGAUUCCAAGUGCCGACCGAGGCAGAGAUGCAGGCCUUGGAUCCAGCGUCCUCCACUGCCUCUGAGGGAGACUCGGACACGAGAGAGAGUGAGCCGGCUACCCUGAACUACAAACCAUCACCGCUGCAGAGGAAAAUAGAAAAACAGAGAGAGCUGGCCAGGAAGGGUUCUCUGAAGAACGGCACGGUGGGGAGUCCUGUCAACCAGCAACCCAAGAAGAACAACGUCAUGGCCAGAACACGGCUGGUGGUUCCCAACAAAGGCUACUCCUCCUUAGACCAAAGCCCAGAUGAGAAACCAUUAGUUGCUUUAGACACAGACAGUGAUGAUGACUUUGACGUGUCCAGAUACUCCUCAUCCGGAUACUCCUCGGCUGAGCAAAUAAACCAGGACCUGAACAUCCAGCUGCUGAAGGAUGGAUACAGGCUGGACGAGAUCCCCGAUGACGAAGAUCUGGACCUCAUCCCUCCAAAAUCGGUCAACCCAACCUGCAUGUGCUGCCAAGCCACGUCUUCAUCCGCCUGCCAGAUCCAGUAAAAUUUCUCUCUUUCUUCUGUUGAUCUCUCUCUCUCUCUCUCUCCUUCUCGUACCCUUAUAAAGACAUUUAAUCCACGUUAUGGCACGGUAUGUACAGGUAAUGUUAUGAUUAAAAUGGUGUACAGGGAGUCCUGAACAAAAACACACAUACAUACACACACUCUCGCACACAUACACAUACACCUGCUAUAAUAAUUAAUGUUAUGACUAUUAUUAUUGGUAGCGUCCUCCUAUGGUAGGGCGCUCUGUAUGCUAGUUAGCUGGGAGGAGAUUAUGUGUAAAACCUCCUAGUGGACGUUGUGUAAUGACUGUACAAUUGGAGGUAAAAAAAAAAAAAAAAAAAAGAUUUAACUGUGCAUAAAACACUUGGUGAUGCUAGCGCCGAUUUAUCAACUGUAGUACCUGCUUCCAUGUCGUACUUAUCAUUUUAUGUUUGUCGUCUUCGUUUUUUUCUUUUUUUUUUUGUUAACCUUUGAAAUGGACAGCUGUAUCUUGUGUGCUUAAGGAUGUUGCCGAGACACUGUUGAUUUUCCUUUCUUGUGCUAGUUGCUCAUUCGCGGCACUAAACGCAGCAUUGUGUAGCAUGUACGGAAAACGUUGCACUUUGUUUUUUUGUCGACGGUUUUGUUUACAUUUAUUCAGAGAUCCACCACAAAUGAUCAUUCAAUGAUUUGGAAAGGAAUGUAUCGAUUAAAAAAAAAAUGCAUAUCCAACUGGCUUAUAAAAUGCAAUAUAGCCUAUAUUAUGUAUAAAAAAAAAAAAGCCACUUAGCAUCAUUUGGUCGAUCUUUAUUUGAUGUUAACUUACACACAUAAUAUCAGUGUGCUGUAAAAUGCUACCUAAAGUGCGUACAAACACUUUGGUGUGAGUGACUGUUUCUCAUUUUCAGUUGAAGUGCUGUGUUCUGGCUUUUUGACUAAAGUGGCAUCACACAGGAAGUAAACUUUCAUGACUAUGGUAAUAAAACUGGCUAUUUACUUGUG
Messenger RNA from Pangasianodon hypophthalmus (striped catfish), 1741 nucleotides. RefSeq names its product family with sequence similarity 219 member Ab (gene fam219ab). Bases 204 to 758 code for a protein of 184 amino acids. The record is from RefSeq and is a predicted model, not a curated record. NCBI's taxonomy places the organism in Eukaryota, Metazoa, Chordata, Actinopteri, Siluriformes, Pangasiidae. The transcript is spliced from 6 exons.